Messenger RNA from Toxorhynchites rutilus septentrionalis, 2199 nucleotides. RefSeq lists its product as uncharacterized. Lineage: Eukaryota; Metazoa; Arthropoda; Insecta; Diptera; Culicidae. Gene Ontology annotation, biological process: DNA integration. The transcript has a single exon. The record is from RefSeq and is a predicted model, not a curated record. Bases 1 to 2199 code for a protein of 732 amino acids. Gene Ontology annotation, molecular function: nucleic acid binding.
AUGCAUGUUUCUCGCUGCUACUUUCCCGGCAUUACGCCAUCCGAUUACCAGAACCUCGAACUUCACAUUUUUGCAGACGCCAGUGAAGAUGCCUACGGGUGCGUCGCUUAUUUCCGAGUUAUGUUAAAUGGACAACCAAGGGUAGCAUUAGUGUCGGCCAAAUCCAAAGUUGCUCCUCUGCAAUAUAUGUCCAUUCCUAGAAUGGAGCUUCUUUCUGCUGUACUGGGCGCGAGAAUGUCCGCUGUGGUAAAGGCCAAUCACUCGGUACAGGUGAAACGUCUCGUGAUUCACAUCGAUUCCGCAACUGUACUCUCCUGGAUUCGCUCCGAUCACAGGAAGUAUAAGCAGUUUGUGGCAUAUCGUAUCGGGAAAAUAUUGAGCCUCACGAAUCCUAUCGAAUGGCGCUGGGUUCCUUCGAAAAGCAACAUAUCUGACGUUCUAACCAAGUGGGGUAACAACGGACCACCGCUUGAAACUGGCGGAAGGUGGGUAAAUGGACCUGAGUUUCUGUACCGCCCUGAGGAUGAAUGGCCACAACGGAUACUGCCCGAACCGGAUGUAGAAGAAGAGCUGCGAGCGUUCCAUUUGUUCCAUGAAAUUCUAUUUCCCAAGCCUUUGAUAGAUACCGCACGUUUUACGCGCUGGAAUAUUUUAGUGAGAUGCAUAGCUUGCGUUUUUCGUUUCAUAUCAAACUGCCGCAGAAAGGCAAAGAAGUUGCCAAUCGAGCCCGUUCAAACCACACCAAAGUUGGAAAAGUUGCUUAAAAUUUCGUUACCGUAUAUCAAAAUUCCACUGAAAUGCGAGGAACAUCGUCGAGCAGAAAAUUACUUGUGGAGAACAGCACAGCAAGAAGGGUUUCCGGACGAAGUCAAGAUAUUGUUAAAAAACCGGAAUCGACCACAUGUGCAGUGGCACUCCGUUGAACGAUCCAGUCCUCUGUACAGAUUGUCCCCCUUUUUGGAUGAUUCUGAAGUUAUUCGGAUGGAAGGGCAGACAGCCCAUGCAGGUUUUAUCGCGUUCGAACAGCGCUUCGCUAUUGUUCUUCCAAAGAGUCACGACGUUACCAGCAAGCUUAUUCUUCAUUAUCAUAGACAAUUCGGUCACGCGAACCGUGAGACAGUAGUGAACGAACUCAGACAACGCUUCUAUAUCCAAAACAUUCGAGCUGCGAUGAAGAACUGUGCGAUGUGCAAAAUUAAUAAGUGCCAACCAGCAGUUCCCAGAAUGGCACCUCUGCCUGUACAACGUCUCACUCCGCAGCUACGUCCGUUUAGUCACGUGGGGAUCGACUAUUUUGGUCCCGUCAUUGUAACGAUUGGACGACGAUCUGAGAAGAGGUGGGUUUGCCUGUUUACGUGCCUAGCGACUCGGGCAAUUCACAUGGAAGUCGCCCAUAGCCUAAGCAGUCAAUCGUGCAUGAUGGCCAUCAGGCGAUUCAUCUGCAGAAGAGGUGCUCCAUUGCAAUUUUUCUCAGACAAUGGUACGAACUUUCAUGCAGCCAGUAAGGAGCUCGUUCAAGAGGUGCGUCGUAUCGAUUUAGAGUGUGCUGAUGUCUUCACCGAUGCUAGAACUCGAUGGACGUUUAACCCCCCUGCGGCGCCGCACAUGGGCGGCGUUUGGGAGAGGUUGGUUAGGUCGGCGAAGGAUGCACUUAAGGCUCUACACGAUGGUAGAAAGUUAAAUGACGAAAUUUUACUCACUGUGCUAGCUGAAGCUGAGGACAUGGUGAACUCUCGGCCGCUCACAUAUGUACCACAGGAAUCAGCGGACGUCGAAGCCAUAUCGCCGAACCACUUUCUUCGAGGGCUGCCUUCUGGAGAGUGUGAAGAGGUCCACGUGCCGACAAAUUCGGCCGAAGCGUUGCGGGACAAUUAUAAGCGAUCCCAACAAGUGGCAGAUAUACUGUGGCAAAGAUGGUUGAAGGAGUACAUACCAACCAUCAAUCGCCGCACCAAGUGGCAUGGAGAGCAUGAGCCUAUUCAAGAAGGAGAACUGGUAUAUCUGGUCGAUGGAAGUAACCGCAGAACCUGGAUUCGUGGAAUAGUGGAGAAGGUCUUCCGAGGCACCGACGGCAGAGCUCGUCAAGCAUUGGUAAGAACAUUGAAGGGAAUUUUUCGACGAGCAGUCGCCAAGCUUGCGGCAAUGGAAUUAAGAUGUAAAUCUGGCCAGAUUACUAGUUCUGAACCAGAGUUACGGUAG